AUAUUUGUAGCGGGCUACUUAACGUUCAUUAAGAAGUCAUGAAUUUCAAGUUCAAAGAGACUCACACCUUUGAGCAAAGACAACAGGACUCCUCGAAGAUCAAGGCCAAGUACCCUAAUAGAGUUCCAGUUGUCGUGGAACGUCAUCGCCAUUCGCAAAUACCCGAUAUUGACAAACAUAAGUUUCUUGUUCCGGACGAUGUGACAGUUGCUCAGUUUAUGUGGAUCAUUCGAAAACGUAUUGAUAUCUCAUCAGAAAAAGCCCUCUUUCUUUUUGUUGAGAAGAAUAUGCCACAAACAAGGUAUAUUAAUCGAUUUACGAGUUGACUCACUUUUUAAUGUUCUUUUUUACAUAAGAUAUUUUAAUCAAAUAUUUUUGACUUGAUAUACGCAUUAAUUGUUGGCCUGAGAGACAUUUAAAUUCCUAUGGAUAAUCCGCAAUUAAUCUAAUAUCUUUAACGCCUUUUAGAUUGGACAACAGUGGUACCACUUGACAUAAAAUACAAACGCUUGUUCAGGUAGUAACAUACUCAAGCAAGAAGUGUUACUGCAUUCAGGUAAAAAAAUUCACAAACUAACACCAGCCGAAAAGCUAAAGUAUAAACUGUUUAUUUAAACUACUUAAGCUCAUUCGGGUUCAUAUCAGCGUUAAAGAAAAAGUUAUAAUUUGAUAUUCAGAAUCAAUCCGUAAUUUAUUGUCAAAGUAGGACCUUGGGAAUCAUGUUUAUCUAUAAGUUUCAAUACUCUAUGUCAGUAUAGGGAGUGGGAAAAUCAAAAAAGCAAAUACGAGGAACUAACUUCUAUCACAAUUGAAAUCUACGUACGAAAGUACAAUUCAAAAAAACAAAUGAGAUUAAAUAAUGAAAAGUUAAGAUUGACACUUAACUCACCAUUCAGCCAGUCUUUUUCUUAUAAUAAUAAUUUUUGGAUACAACCAGUGUUUCAAUUUUAAUUAGUAACACUAACAAAUAAAUAGAUGUUAAUAUAAAUUAUUUUGACACUGAUUCCACCGUAUGUACAAUGUGAAAUGUCCUACAAACCACUAGUAAAAUAAGGGAAGUGCGAGUAGGUGCAACAGAACAAUCAAAAGUCACAUGAAAAAUAUUCAACAGAGGAUAAAAAAAGCUUAGUCACUAUUGCGUGUAGAUUCGGACUUAAGAUACAAUUGAUAAAUUCAGAAAAUUUGAAUCUCUACUAAAAUAUGUAAGUCGAACAUAUUCUGGGUAUCACUUUCAGGCAAGUUACACAGAACUACAAAAAUGGUAACAAAAUAAAGUAGAAAUUUUGUCUGGAAUAGCUGGGAUAGUUUCUUCCCUCCUUAAUGCAAUAGAUUUCAAUGCUCGUCGUUAUGUAUUUUAAAACAAGAUAUAACCGAUAUAGUUUAGAUGUUAAGUUUAGUUUCGUUAUAUCUGUAAGUAAUUACUUCAUGUAAUCUGAACACCCAAAUAUUUGUAUGGCUUCACCUCAUUGUGUAUAAUCCCGAUAAGUUAUUUAUCUACAUAUUUUAAUUUCAAGCUUUUAUUUAUGAGUGUCGCAGUUGAAUGGAUGUCUACGUUUUAUUGUGUUGAAUAUAAUUGGAACAUCUUGACGGGGGGCAGAAUAAAUUUUUCUGUUAUAUUUUGUUAUGCUUUGUUCUUCAUCGUAGUUGGGAUCGAAAUGUGAAAUACUUAUACACUAUAUUCGAAGAUGCGUUUCUAAUAUUUCAGACUUUUCUCUAAAUUAUACUGUGAUUUCCAUUCAUUUCUUUUAAUCAUUUUAGUGCCACAAUAGGUCAACUGUAUCAUAACUUUCACGAUGAUGAUGGUUUUCUAUACAUAAGCUACAGUGGGGAGAAUUCUUUCGGCUCCGGUUCAUAGCUUUAUAUUUUCGAAACAAGAUAUUUUUCUGUACUUGUGAAAAUGAAUGUUUAGUUCAAUAUGAAUAUACAUAAAUUAUUUUCAACUUACGUUUGCUAACUUUAAAUAGUUUCUUUUUUUCAUCUAUCCUCCGAACCAACAGUGUUUACCAAUUAUGUGUUUUUUUUAGUGAGCUUGGAAGUUUUUUCCUGUUUACCUUCCGAUUUGUUGACCUUUCUGCCACUUUUGUCAGAUUUAUUCAUAUAUUAUAUCGGUUUUCAGUUCAGCGGUUGUGCACAAAUGUGUUGUUGUUUAAGAAAUCUAAGCACAAUGGGCUUUGAUCCGAAUCAAUAACUAAUGUUAUUCCUGUUUUGUAUGUAAUGCUCAUUAUUAGUAUGGGAUUUCGCAUUGCUUACUGUUUUUUUGUUGUCGUCCAAUAAGUGAUAUUCUAAUUAUGUUAUAUUUUUAGAUUUUCUUGUUUCUCUGUGUUUAACUGCUAUUUUUAUUCUGUGUAUAUUGUUUAUGCAUUUUAGCAAUAUUUGAUUGUAUUGUUUAAUUUUCUCACUACUAAGCUACAUAAACAGGUGAUUAUUUAUUUUAAUUUUUAUCUGUAAAUACACCUGGAUUAUGCU
This is a messenger RNA of Schistosoma spindalis, 2466 nucleotides long. NCBI's taxonomy places the organism in Eukaryota, Metazoa, Platyhelminthes, Trematoda, Strigeidida, Schistosomatidae. The record is from the annotation of a GenBank genome assembly.